Rhea pennata is the source of this 5408-nucleotide messenger RNA. RefSeq names its product serine/threonine kinase 24 (gene STK24). The transcript has 11 exons. The record is from RefSeq and is a predicted model, not a curated record. NCBI's taxonomy places the organism in Eukaryota, Metazoa, Chordata, Aves, Rheiformes, Rheidae. Gene Ontology annotation, molecular function: ATP binding; protein serine/threonine kinase activity. The coding region runs from base 219 to 1511 and encodes 430 amino acids. Gene Ontology annotation, cellular component: cytoplasm. Gene Ontology annotation, biological process: protein phosphorylation; negative regulation of cell migration.
GCCGUUGCAUCCGUGACGGAGCCAGAAGAGCCCGGGCUUGGGACGGCCCCUUUCCCACCGCCCGCGCACAGGCGCCGCUCGCACGGGGGAGGAAGGGAGAGAAGAAGAAAGAGGAGGAGGAGGAGGAGGAGGAGGAGUGUGUGUGUGUGUGAUGAGCUCAGCGCCGUCCCUUGGAGCCGCCUGAGCAGACCCGAGUCCCCCCACCCUCCGUCGCCGCCAUGGCUCACUCCCCCGUGCAGACGGGCCUGCCGGGGAUGCAGACUCUAAAGGCAGAUCCAGAAGAACUAUUUACAAAACUGGAAAAAAUUGGUAAGGGCUCUUUUGGUGAAGUUUUUAAAGGAAUUGACAAUCGGACUCAGAAAGUGAUUGCUAUAAAAAUUAUUGAUCUGGAAGAAGCAGAAGAUGAAAUAGAAGACAUUCAACAGGAAAUCACAGUGCUGAGUCAGUGUGACAGUCCAUAUGUAACAAAAUAUUAUGGAUCUUAUUUAAAGGAUACAAAGCUAUGGAUAAUAAUGGAAUAUCUUGGUGGAGGCUCUGCCCUUGAUCUUUUAGAACCUGGCUCACUUGAUGAAAUCCAGAUUGCCACAAUACUGAGGGAGAUACUCAAAGGACUUGAUUACUUGCAUUCGGAAAAGAAAAUCCACAGAGAUAUUAAAGCUGCUAAUGUAUUGCUCUCUGAGCAAGGAGAAGUAAAACUAGCAGAUUUUGGAGUAGCAGGACAACUAACGGAUACACAAAUAAAGAGAAAUACCUUUGUAGGAACACCAUUUUGGAUGGCACCUGAAGUAAUAAAGCAGUCAGCAUAUGAUUCAAAGGCAGAUAUCUGGUCAUUGGGCAUAACAGCCAUAGAACUUGCGAAAGGAGAGCCACCUCAUUCAGAAUUACAUCCGAUGAAGGUUUUGUUCCUCAUUCCUAAGAGCAAUCCACCAACACUGGAAGGAAACUUCAGUAAAUCUCUCAAAGAAUUUGUCGAGACCUGCUUGAACAAGGACCCAACCUUUAGACCGACUGCAAAAGAGCUCUUAAAACACAAAUUUAUUUUACGAAAUGCAAAGAAAACCUCCUACCUGACUGAGCUUAUUGAUAGGCACAAGAGGUGGAAGUCUGAACAAAGUCACGAUGACUCCAGCUCUGACUCAGAUACUGAGCCAGAUGGCCAGGCUGCAGGUGGUAGUGAUUCAGGAGAGUGGAUCUUCACAAUCAGAGAAAAAGAUCCCAAGAAUCUAGAGAAUGGAGCAGCCCAGCCUUCAGAACUGCAAAAAAAUAAGGAAAAAGAUAUCCCAAAGAGGCCUCUAUCUCAGUGCCUGUCUACAGUUAUAUCCCCUUUAUUUGCAGAGUUGAAAGAGAAAAGUGAGGUGUGUGGUGGCAACAUAGAUUCCAUAGAAGAAUUGCGAAGGGCUAUUUAUUUAGCUGAAGAGGCUUGUCCAGGCAUUGCAGAUUACAUGGUGUCACAGCUUGUGCAGAGGCUUCAGAGAUAUUCAGUAACUGGAGGAAGUACUUCAUCCUACUGAAGUAGCGUUUCUGACUUUUCUAAGACAACGGAGAUUCCACGGUGUCUGCACUGAAGAAGCGCACCCUGAUAUUGUUCUGCCACUCACUGACCUGAAAUGUUCUUGGGUGGAAGGACAUUCCCAAAUGUGCAAGAGCAAAAAUGAAGUCUCUCAGAUGGAGGCAGUCUUUUUCAGCUCCUUAAAGAUACUGUGUUUUUUUUUUUUUUUUAAUAAUAAUAAUAAUGCACAUAUUCCAGGGAGGUGUCUUUUUGUAAAAUCUGAAAUGUAUAUUUAGGUUUGUGAUAGGGAAAUAGAAGAUAUUGAGAAACCUCAGGUAUCUUGCUUUAAGAAUUCCACUGGGAGAUGGAGUAUGUUCUGUUGGAAUUGUGUACAGAUAUGUAUAUAAUGUCUUUUUUAACUGAAAGCCUUUCAAUGUGCAUAAGGAAUCACUGUGUACAAAAUGGUAAAGUGCUUCUGUAGAUACUGUUAGUGGGGUAAAUAUUUGACAGGCCAUAACUGAGUAUUGCCUUGCCUUUAUUACAUGUAAAUUUUGAAUUAUGUGAUAAGUGAAUUUUGGGUUUGAUUUUUGUAUGUGAAGGAUUUGCCAUUGAAAGAUAGAUAAUCCUGUAUUAUGGAGCCUUCUGUUUGUACCUCAGCAAAUACACAAUUUGCUUCUGUUUCUCCAAUAUUCCUUCUUUUUUAUCUAUAUUCUGAGUGUGAAUUUUUAACUAUGGUACUACUUUUGGUUGUUUUAAAUUUAACACACCUUGUCUCUCAAAGCUUUAAAUUUAAAUGAUAGUUUUUCCAAAAGAAUGAGCUUUUUCAUGUUUUCAGUUUUAAAUUGUGCCAAUGCAAAUUCUGAAUCAUGUGUUGUUCAAUUUUAGUAGUAGGUAUUUGUGAAGCUUGUAGUGAAAUUCAGACACAAUCUUUUUUUCCAUCUAAACAUGUUUGAAUGCUCACACAAAUAAGUUUUUAUUAUUACCUACAUUUUUUCUGAAAUAUCUGCUUAAGCUGUUGGCUUUGGAAGAGUGGCAAAUAUUUCUUCAAUUUGCCUAUUUUUAUCAUUAAAAUGAAUUACUUUCAAAGUAAUAGAAAAAUUAUCCAUAUAUUCAGCGUUCAGUCCUGCUAUCUAAAUCUGUUCAACUCUUUACUGGAAGUGAUAGAAGUCAGGCAGAAUAACUGCAAAGCUGAGCCCGCGUGUUGUAUGCUGUGCCCUGUAACUUGUCUCCCCAGAGAAAAAUUACUUCUUGAAAAUUACUUCUGAAGAUAAAAUUUCCAGUGUUUCUGUGAAUGUGUCUGGAUAGUUGAUUAAGGUUUUAAAUUUCCUUGGAAAUAGUGACAUUAGUACAUGCAUAACUGGUUAGGUGGUACUUUUUCACAGUAAUACUCUGGAGUUUGAUUUCACCAAACUUGUUUCACCAAGGCCAUAUUCAGGUGCCUAUUUUUGUGGUAGCCAAGAAAGAGACAUUUUUGCCGUGUUUUAAUGAACUGAUGAUUCUAUAUUUGUGGUGACAGUGAGGUAUCUUAUCUGUUUAAAUUUUAGAGACUAAAAAUUUGGAAAUGAAAGAGUUAAAAUAGGUACAGGCAUAGCUACAUAGUUUUGUGCAAAAAAGGCCCAAGCUCUCUAAACAUUACUGAGGCAAAGUGAGGUUUUUCUUGUAAUACUUUAUGGCACCGUGCUCGCCCUUAUGUAUGCAUAUUUAUAGCCUUAAUUAUUAAAUUAAUAAUACAAUUUUAUUAAUUUAAUAAUAGUGCUAAAAAGAACACUGUUAUGCUAUGAAGCGUUUACCCAGGUUGAACGGACAGACCGGGUACACGUGCCCCCUCCUUCCAGCCGCUUGCUCGGGCACAGCGCCGCUGCCAGCCUGAUGACUGAUCAGCCUUCCGUCACGGCCAAGCGAGCUUAGAGAGGCUGAGCGCUGGUUUGUAGCGCUUGAUUAACAUCUUCGCAUUCUAGGCGUUCUUAUGUGCCUUUAAAAAAACGCUAAGGAUAGGUUUACCCUUGAGGAAACAAAUUCAACUCUGCUAUUCAGAAUUUGGCGGCUGAAUGCAGUGCAAUGGGGAAUUUUGAAAUCUCAACGUUAGAACGUUCAGCAACUUGAUAACUAUGAUGUGCUGUUACAGCAUAUGGAACUAAAAAUAUGUAUUUGCAUUUAAAAUAUAGAUAGCUAGCAUUGUAAUCUGGAAUUUCAAGAAUGUCAACAUCAGAAAAUCACGUGAAAUUCUAAAGUAUGUUAUUGCCGAACAAUCAUUUAAAAAUUAGGAAAAUACGUAUUUUUUUUUUUUUUUAUUUGUAUUUUAGUUACAUUCUAGGAUUGUCUGUUGAGGAAGCACUUCUCCAUUUGAGUGGAUGAUUGUAACACAAUUUGCUUGGUGGAUGUGUCCCUUUGUUUAGGAGCAUAAAAUGAGUCAACCUGCUGCAAGGCCAAUGGACUACAAGGCUUAGGACAUUUAGAAAAAGACAAAAUCUCAUUUAUGGUAGAGAUGUGUAUUUUUAUAUGUAACAUAUAGAUUAUUUAAAUAUAGAUUAUCUUAAAGUAAUAUUCACUGAGUGCUGUUUCUUGAAUGUAAAAUUGCAAUCAUUUGCUAUUGAAAAGUAUUGACGCUUUAAAAAGAUCUAUAUUGGUAACAGAAAAGCAGCUUCAUUUGAAAGAAGCAUUGUGUCAGUUUCUGAAGGAAAAAUAAGUGUAUAGAUAUUUUUAAGAGGUUAUCAUCUCAUGCUAAAUAUCAUCUCUGCUAGAAUGUUGCACUGAUGAUUUUUCUGUGCAGGUAAUAAACUUUCACUCAGUCUUGUAUAUACUAAAUAACAUGUUAUCCCGACUUAUGCAAACAUUUAAAUUAGUGGAACUGCGUACUUGUCAGGGGUUUCAAGAUUCAGCAGUGAAUAAACUCACUCUGUUAAAAAAAAAAAAGAAAACAAAAAAAGAAAACUAGUCCUUUGAACUGAAGGCUUGCUUUUUGUAAUAUCAGAUGUGUACUCUAUUUUUUUAAACUUACUUAAUUUUCCUUGGAGUUGCACUUUUGUAGUUGAUCACCAGUUUAGUAAAGUAUCAAGGCAUGAUUGUUAUAGUGCAGAAUGCUUUUGGUAAAAUAACAGAGCAGUUAUUGCUCUGAAGUGCCAUGGUUUCUUUGCAGCUUUGAAAAUUUUGUAUAUGUCCGUGUGGGUAUGGACAGAUGCAUUUCACACAUUACUGUGAAAUGAUUUAACUGAGGGAAAAGCAAUUCAGCUUUCACUGUGGGAGAAGGGUGGCUGGGAGGGGAGGACAAGCGUAUGCACAUUGGCACUUAACUGCAGAGCAGCUGGCGUGCUGUAGGCUCACAUCCUAGUUUAUCCACCGUAACUUGUUCAUCUGGCCGUGCUCUUAAUGUACUUGUGAAAUGUCUGCUUUAGCUCUUAAUCUCUUAUGCAGCUUGCUUUCUUUUUUUUUUCUUUUUUUCUUUUUUUUUAACAUGGUACUGUUUGUAAUGGUUUUACAUUAGCCUUAAAAAAAAAAAAAAAAAAAACACAAAACAUAUGUUUGCCUUCAGAAAUGUCACCACUGGAAAAAAUACCAGAAGUGUUAAUAAGCACAGGUAUAAUGCAAGGAUCAGAACAAUCAUAAAUUAUUUUUAUAAUUUGCUGAGGAGGAGCUUAAAGUAUAGCACAAAUCUGCAAGCUUGCUCUUUUUAACUAUUUUGCAGAUGUGCUAGCAAUUGCACUGAGCAUAUGCAAUAGACUUACUUAACUAAUGGGGUUUCUGCCUUCUUUUUAAGCAUGAUUACAGAGGACAAUUAGAGUGUAUACCUUGUUUUCUGUAAUAUUGCUGCCUGUUUAUAAACAUGUAUUUAACAACUUUUACUUUUGUCACUUUACACCAACAUAAUAAACUCCAUGUAAACUAGAUGACCUAGAAAUAAAGAAGGAAACGUUAAAUGAAA